GAGUACUCUUCAAGAAUUUCAAGCGAUGAGCUUGUAGAUUCUUUUCUGGUCCACAAGCAACAAAUGACUCGAUACGACGACAAGAAUCAAUCGGAGGAAAUACUAGAAAGUAAGGUGUCGAGACAUUAUAAUUCAAGCAGAAGUGGCUUUCUAGGUAGAAAAGGUGGUUAUCGAGGUAGACGUGAAUGUGGAAGGAAACUGCUUGAGAGAUGCCAGGAAAAUGAAGGUCACCGAUCAUUUGGUCGUGGUAAAAAUUUUAAAGGCUACAAGAAGAGAUACAAAAUUUUUAUAUGACCUGACAAAUAUUAUCAUGAAGCUGAUAAGGUGGCAUAUAUUUCACAAAAUGGAAAGAAGCUCGGAAUGCAAAGUCGAGUUUGAGGGGGAGUGUUAGAAUUCAAACUCUCCCAAAUGAAGUAAUAUUGGAAACAGAAAAUGGAAGCUGGGGUUGAUAAAAUACAUUGCAGUCAAGUGUAAAAAAUAAAAGAGCAGCAGCUUGGUCAAAUAAACAUCCGGGGGUUUAUAGAUUUAAUAGAAGCAGUAAUAUGAAGGCAAGAAAAUAUAGAGGGUCAAUUGUGGUGUGCUGAAAAUAUAAACAAGCAUCCUAAUAUAAGCUGUUGGUAUAAAAUCACAAGGUGGCUAAAUAGGUGAACUAUAGCAGCUCCAGGAAUCAAGGUUAUAAGUAAUGGUAGCUGUGCAUGGGAGAAAUAAAAGGUGGCUGUGCAUGAGAACAGAAGAAAAUAUAGUAGGUUCUCCUGGUCAAAAUAACAGCCUGCAGGUUGUAAUAAUGUCCUUAAAAUAUGGUAGGCUAUUAAUAUGUAUUAUAAGGAUAAAAAUGCGAGGUGUGCAGUGAUGUUAGAAUGUAAACUUAAAGCCUAUAAAUAAGGCUGUCCAUCUGUAGUAGAUAACACACUGAGGAAAAAACUACAACAGCAGUUGUAGAGUGAGAUAGAAGAGAGUAGAGAAAAAGCAAGGAGCUGUAGCUCGUUAGAAAGAAAAAAAGGCUGAAGCCUAGUGUGUGUGAAAAAAUAUAAGCAUUGUAGCUGCGUGUUACAUUAAUAUACAAGUUGUGUGUUUGCAUCUUAAUAUAUCGAAGGUUUUUCGCUGUAAGGCCCAUACACGUUUCCAACAGGAAUGGUAUAUAUAUUUUAUCGAAUAAGCCUCCGAAUGAUAUAGAUAUAUUAUGAUAGGGAAGGUAUACAUCAUAUUCAUCCUUAAAGAUAGUAAUCAACUUUCUUUUUUCUCCUCUUCUAGACUUAGCACUUGAGCUGCCCCAAGGUAGCCCAUGCAUUUGCUAUGGGCAAUGCAGGCUCAGUUGCUGCUGGUGGAUUAGGUUCAGUAAGAAAUAUAGGGAUAUUGAGUCUUUCUUCGUAUCAACUCUCUACCUCUCUUAUCAUAUGCAAGAGUUGCCUCAAGCUCUUUGUGUUAUAGGUACCAAUGUAUGCAUUAUCUCCUCCAUGUGAAGAUUGUGCAUACCACUUGCCUUUACCAUUUUUUUCAUACACACCUUUGUAUAAUUUGUGUGGUUUUUUCGACUCUUAUCUUAAGGGAUCAAGCUCCUCCUGCUCCGAGAAAUUAAUACAGUAUAAGGAACCUCGAAUCGAUUUUCACAACUGCUAUUCCCACACAUCCAAUACUUGGAUUUUCCUUUGGGGGAAUAGAAGUUGUGAUAAUCGAUUCAAGAUUUCUUAUACUUAUAAAAAUAUUUUUUUAAUCCGAGAUGGAAUGUGCUUCAGAUAAACUAAUAAAUAUUAUAAUCUUGUUUUAGUUUCUCAGACCACGAAGGAGUUUGAUCCCUUAAGAUACGGGUCGAAAAAACCACACAAAUUAUACAAAAGUGUGUAUGAAAAAAAGGUAAAGGCAAGGGGUAUGCGGAAUGUUCACAUGGAGGAGAUAAUGCAUACAUUGGUACCUAUGACACAGAGCUUGAGGCAGCUCUUGCAAGUGAUAAGUGAUUUCUUACUGAACAUAAUCCACCAGCAGCUACUGAGCCUGCAUUCCCCAUAGCAAAUGCAUCGGCUAGUUGUGUGCAUGUCAAUGUACCUUCGGGCAGCUGAAUUAAGUGCUAACUUUGGAAGAGGUGGAAAACGAAAGCAGAUUAUUAUCUCUUGUAAUAUAAUGAGCAAGAUAUAGGGAGAAGUAUUGAAAGGAUGAAGAAUAUGGUCCGGUCUUUUAUAUGAUAUUGUAUAUGAUCUUGGUGUUUAUCUUACAAAGCCAUACACGAUAGGAUAUAUAUAGAUACAACAUAGAUGAUUCUAAAUGCAAAAUCAAGUAGUCCAUGAACAUAUAUAGGAUACAUGAACCUGUAUAUACAUAAAUAUGAACAUUUUAUAAGAUAUUCUAGAAUUUUUUGAAUUAUUUUCAAACACUACCCCUUAAUUCUCACUAGUACAACUAGCUUGUCAGGAAAAUUGAGAAACUUCUCUCAAGAUACAGCUUUGUAAAAAUGUCUGCCACUUGGUCUCGGGUCCAGCAAGACUUUAACUCAAUAUUCUGGUCUUUAACAAGUUCUCUAAUGAAAUGAUGACGGGUCUCAAUAGGCCUUGCUUUAGUGUGAACUACUGGAUUUUUAGCCAUUGAAAUUGAUGGCAUGUUGUCACAGAAAAUGAAGCUUACUUGGUUCACUGGUAAACCUUGAGAUGAUGGUUAUAGUAUACAGAAUAUCGGGCCUAGUAUUUGUGAGGUAAAUGAGUGAGCCAACAAUUUUUCUGGAUAAAGUUUCAUCUACCUUUGGAGCACCAUCAUUUCUAGAAAACUUCUUAAUAAAACUCAUUGAGGUUGAAUCUAGAUUAAUUAUGUUAACAUAUAUUUUUGAAAGGAAAUUGAAGGUAAAACUAUUAUUGAUUCGUGCUAUUUUUUGUUUUGUUUCUUUUUCUGAAAAGUUCCCUGCUAAGUUAUGCACUAUCUAUGAAGGGGCAGUUGAUGUAGUAUUGCAUUCUUUCAUUCUCUAAUAAAUCUGUAGUUAACGGCCUCGGUUUUGGUGUGAGGCUAGAUAGCAAUGAAGUCUUUUUCCGGGAUUUUACCCCAGAUUUAGACCAGCAAGACAGGCAGGGUUUAGGAGAGGUCGGGUUAAAAACGAUUAGUAUAAAUGAAAGUAAAAGGAGUUAGAGAGAACUGAAAUGUACAUGUAUUAUUUGAUUGAAAUUCUACGUAGACUUUACACUAGGGAUUUUAAGACUAGUAAGACCUCAUCAAAUUACUCCCUUUAAUAAGUUUGUGCUUUGUUUUUUAAGUAUCUUCUGAUGAUUAAAAAAUCAAUAGUAUCAUAUGCCCUCGACCUCAUUUUACACCAAAAAUGAACAGUAUUUUCUAGGCUAAUAAUUUUAAAAAUUAUUUUGCUCAUGUACAUUAAUUUUCCCUCGCUUUUCAUAUAUUGUGCAAGUCUUGCUAAAUCCAUAAUAAAAUUUGUCAUUUAUGUUGUUGAGUUGUUCCAUCUUUCUUGCAGCUCUUUUUGGUUUCAGCUAUAUUUUUAUUAUUUCGCUGUGGUGGUGUGUCUAUCACUUUGAUUAGAUCUUUGUCAUUAUGAUAUAUUAGUUUUUUGUCACUCCAUGUUAAAUCCUGAUAUAUUUUAUCAGUUUUUGAAGGAAAUAUUAGGGUAGAAAUAGUCACUACAAGAAAAGCAGCUAUUUACGACCGUCAAAAUCUGGUCGAAAUUAACUAAUUUCGACCAGAAACGGAGGAAAAUAGUCAUUUUCGACCGGAACUUAGAUGGUCGAAUAUAAGCUAGUCGAAUUUAAAUCUCCGGUCGAAAAUAAGUAAUUCCGGUCGAAAUUAACCGGUCGAAAAUAGCCGCUUUUCUUGUAGUGAGUCUUUCAUUUUUCCUGCUAUUGCUUGUUUUCGUUUUCGAAGUAGUUCCCUGCUGAGUUAUGCAGUAUGUAUGAAGGGGACAUUUAAUGAAGUUAAAUAGGAUAGUACUGCAUUCUUUCAUUCUGUACGUGGUAGAAUAUAUUGUUAACAGGCUCAGUUUUCGUGCAAGGCUAAAUAGAAUAUGAGGUCUUUUCUCUGGCUUAUAGGUUUAGUUGUGCUGAGAAUAAUUAAUCAUAUGAGUUUUUAUCUCAAGAUUUGAGGUUGUAAUUUUACUGAUUAUCAUAAACACUGUAAGGCUACACUACAAGAAAAGCGCACAUAACCGACCAAUAAAACCGACCGACGGAGGGAGUCGGAAAUAAAGAGCACAUAACCGACCGACGUACCGACCAAAACAACUCCGGUCGGAAAUGUGUGGGUCAUUUCCGACCGACAUUACCGACCACCCAAAAUCGGUCGGUUAAAAGGGGGUGGGCCCCAUUCCCUUGCUUUUUCUCAGCUGACAUGGACGCCGCGUCAGCGAGACCACAUAACCGACCGCCACGAAUCGGUCGGUUUUAGACCAGAAGCUUCACAUCUGAGCCCGGAUUUUCAUUUCCGACCAAGUCAUUUCUGACCAGCCUGGCUGUGUUACAAGUGUCGUCUGGUGAUUGGCUGAGGGGAUGAGCUGUGACCACGUAACCGACCGCGCGUUAUCGGUCGGUUUUAGACCAGAAGCGUCACAGUUGUGCCCUGUUUUUCUUUUCCGACCAAGUCAUUUCCGACCAAGUUCUGACAUUUCCGACCAACCUGGCUGUGUUUGCUAGUGUCAGCCGGUGAUUGGCUGAGGGGAUGAGCUGUGGGGGCCACCGUGACAUUUCCGACCGCCUUAUCUUUAAAUAGCGGUCGGAAAUAACUUUUCAUCUUUUUUAGUUUGCUUAAGUCCCUCACUUCACUAAGUCUUAUUGUUAAUUUAGCAUAAUUAUAUAUUUGUGGAAGAGAAAAAAAUUUGAAGGUAUGAACUAACCUUAAAAUGUUUGUCUUCUUUUUUGAAUAUAUUUCUAAUUAUGAAAUGUGUAAUUUUGAAAUUGAAGGUGAAGUUGAAAUUGGAGGUGAAGUUGAAAUUGGAGGUGAAGUUGAAAUUGAACUUGGAGAUGCUAUCUUCAACAAGCUGGGUGGAAUGAGGGAAACUGAGAAGACGAUUAUAAGGGAACAGCUUCUGGAGAGGUGGAUGUCCCAGAAACAGCUUGAAGUAGAAGUGAUAAAGGAUAUGAAGUUGCAGUGGAGUAAAAACUCAAUGCCGUCAGAUAAUCUAGAAGCAGGGAAUGAGUCCAUCGAUAAGCCUACGAAUGGUAGAAUCCUCAGCGAGCAUCGAAGGAGGGAACUAGAGAAGAGGCUUAUAGGUGAAGAGAUUUUGAGUAACUGGUUGCACAGGAAACAACUGGAGGAGGAAGUCAUGACAGAGAUGUUUGGGGUAGAAAUGUUACAGAGGGUUAAGAAUUCAAUUGCAUCAGAGAACCCAGAAGUAAAAAGUGACACAUGCAAUAAGUCUCCCACCGGUUUGCAGGAAAUUAUCAUUAUUCAAGAUAAAGGUGAAGAUUCUGGAUUGGUGCCUCAUCCAGAUGGUCCAAUGUCCUUAAAUGGCCAGGAGUCGAUUGACCAGAGCCCGGCUAAUGAAAAAGAAGGUGAACUAACUGGCAGCAUUCCUAUCCAUUGUCCCCCUAGAGCACCAAAUACUACCAAACCUGGGAUGUUCAUCGGUUUAGGCAGGACUGCUACGACACCAUCGAAAGGUGAAGGUUCUCCAUUGGUACCGUCUGCACAGGUUCCAGCAUUCUUAAAUGGCCAAAGCCCGGUUAAUGACACAGACAGUGGACUCAAUUGUAGUCUUCCUUUUCAGCGUUUGCCUAGAGCACCAAAUAAUACCAACCCUGAGAAGCUCGUCGAUUUAGGCAAGGAAGCUACAACAGCAUUGGUUAACUCUGUUACAAAACGUACUUCAGAAGGAGAGUUAAAUGUUGAUACGCCACCUAUAGGUGGUGAUAACGAAACUGCUGGAAAGACUACUGCAAAAAGAAAACGCUGGGACUGUGACCUUUGCUGCGUGAUAACCAGUGCUGAAAGUGUUCUUCAGGCACAUUUGAAAGGAAAAAAACAUUUGGCAAAACUAAAGGCAUCAAGUGAAACUGCUAAACCACCGACCUCUGGCGAAGACCAUGGGAAAAGCAUACAAGAGGACAAUCUACCUAAAUGAAUUGACCAUUGGUUUCGACAACAAUUAUGUAACUGUUUGUCGUUUAUAUUAUCAAUAUUUAGACCCUUUUGUGCUUCACAAUAGUGGCGGUUACUCCUCAUUUACAUGUCAAAUUUCUAUGGCAUUUGAAAAGA
Molecule: messenger RNA, 6171 nt
Organism: Daucus carota subsp. sativus
Lineage: Eukaryota; Viridiplantae; Streptophyta; Magnoliopsida; Apiales; Apiaceae
Exons: 6
Coding region: 4817-6037 (406 amino acids)
Source: RefSeq, a predicted model, not a curated record